This is a messenger RNA of Aptenodytes forsteri (emperor penguin), 663 nucleotides long. RefSeq names its product alpha-1-acid glycoprotein-like. The record is from RefSeq and is a predicted model, not a curated record. Lineage: Eukaryota; Metazoa; Chordata; Aves; Sphenisciformes; Spheniscidae. Bases 1 to 663 code for a protein of 220 amino acids. The transcript has 6 exons.
AUGGCUGCGGCCAGGGUCGCUGCCAUCCUUGGCCUUGCGGCGCUGCUGCCCACGGCCGCCUUCCCCUGCGGAGCCCCGCACCCGCAACACCCGGACAACGCCACUGCGUCGAAGCUGCUGGGGACGUGGCUGUACGUGGCCGGGGCCGCCCAGUUCCCCCGGCACCUCCUGGAGAUGCUGCUCAUCGACCACGGCUACCUCCACGUGGAGCCCCGCACCGGCGAGCAGGAGCUGCUCAUCACCCAGCACGUGGCCGUGAGGGACCAAUGUCUCACUAACAACUCCACCUACUUCGAAAUCGACGCCAGUAACACCACGCUGGUGAAGCACGCCAAGACCCAGCAAACCGUGGGGAUGCUGAUAAACCUCAGCUCUGAAGACGUUUUACUCAUCCAGUACCAACUGCAGAGGGAAAGGACGUAUUUGGGACUGUAUCUCUACGCCCGAAACCUGAGUGUGAGCACAGCCCACCGGGAAGAGUUCGAGCACCACGCCAAGUGCCUGGGGCUGAGCAAAGAGGAGAUGGUGUACGCGCCGUGGAGAACGGAGCUGUGUCAAGCGAAAGAAAUCGAAAAAGGGAACAACCCACGCACGGAGCCCGUGGCUGCAGUCACAGCAUCACCUCCUCCAGGUACCCACCAGCCUGGGAGCACAAGUAACUGA